Nyctereutes procyonoides (raccoon dog) is the source of this 818-nucleotide messenger RNA. RefSeq names its product FAM3 metabolism regulating signaling molecule B (gene FAM3B). The transcript has 8 exons. The record is from RefSeq and is a predicted model, not a curated record. The coding region runs from base 111 to 818 and encodes 235 amino acids. NCBI's taxonomy places the organism in Eukaryota, Metazoa, Chordata, Mammalia, Carnivora, Canidae.
UGAGGCCCCUCUGCCCGCCCUUUGCACCUCUUGUGCGCUUCGAGGGCGCGUCCCGGUCGCCCGCGGCCCCUGCGAGGCCCUGUGCGGUCGCCGGCGAGCUGCGCCCGAAGAUGCGCCCCUGGACUGCAGGUACUUUGAAGGCCGCGUUCUUCUUCUUUGCCUCCAUAAGCGCCUGGUAUUCCGGGUACCUGCUGGCAGAGCUCAUUCCAGAGGUGUCCCUGACCAGAGCUGUUUACGGCUUCCGGAGCAUUGCUGAGAAGCCCCUCCUCAAGGCCCCAACCCCUAAAAGGCAGAAAUGCGACCACUGGACCCCGUGCCCCUUGAACACCUAUGCCUACCGCUUGCUCAGUGGGGGCGGCCAGGACAAGUAUGCCAAAAUCUGCUUUGAGGAUGAGCUGCUCAUCGGAGAAAAGACUGGAAAUGUUGGAAGAGGAAUAAAUAUUGCCAUUGUCGACUAUCUGACUGGAAAAGUGAGAGCAACACAGUAUUUUAAUAUGGUCGAAGGUGAUAACUCUGGACUGAUGGCAAGCUUCAUUCGGAGCGCACCUCCAAAGUCCCUGCUCUUCAUGGUGACCCAGGAUGACGGUGCCAGAGGGCUGAAGGAGGACGCCAAGAAGGUCAUAGAAGCACUUGGAAGUAAACAAAUCAGGAACAUUCAGUUCAGGUCCAGCUGGGUAUUUCUUACAGCAAAAGGCUUCGAACUUCCUGCAGACAUUCAGAGAGAAAAUAUCAACCACUCUGAUAAUGCAAGAAACAGAUACUCGGGCUGGCCCGCAGAGAUCCAGAUAGAAGGCUGCAUACCGAAAAUGCCAAGCUAA